AUGUCCCUCCUGCAUAUCAAUAUUCCAAACCAUCGAAUCAAUGGGCGUACACCUGAAAGUGCAUCAAACAAACAUCAUCACCAGUACAACAAAACAUUAGAGGAGGAAACUGAUACUGAUGAGUCAAUCGAAGAAAAUCCAGUAAAUACUAUUUCAUCGUCGGUGACUAUUCCAGAUUCACCAUCAAUUACCGGAGUAGAAGAAGAACCUUUGCGCCGCCCUUAUGAAAAUGCUGUAUUAUAUGCUUGUCAGCAAACGGAUGAUGACAGCAAAGAAAAAUUAAAGACGAUGCGAAUAUUAGAAGCCAUGAACCUUAAUCCAUUUUCAAUUAUCAACGAGGAUGGAACGGAACAAAACGCCUUGGCACACCCUGCUGUAAUCGAAAAAAGCAUCUCUGCACAAUCCCGCAUUGAAUCUACUCCUUUAAAAAGAACAUAUGAUGAAAUGGAUUCUGAAGAAAGGCCGUGUGCUAACUGCUCGUUUGAGAAUCCUCGCCUUUUACACAAUGUGUUGGCAAUGUCUCCCUAUAGCAGAUUGUUGCAGAAGAGAAAUUAUGUCGAAUUAUCAACUGAAUACUGCGAACUACUGAACUAUGACUGGACUUUCUUCCCUCACAUGAAGUAUUUUGCUGCUCAGUUACUAGCAGGUUCUAUUAUACACAAUGCAGUGAAUAAUGAAACUGUUAUGGCCAAUACCGUUGAAGUUUACGGCAGAAAGAAAAAUGUCGACCUGCAUCGUGAACCAUUUGGGACUAAGAAGAACAAUGCUAUCAUAACUUCACUACCGCCUCCACACAAGUCUAGGUACCCUGACGUGUGGCCUACCACCCUCAGUAACAAUGAUGGGCUGAAGUUGAUUAUUGGCACACAGACCUUCAAUGCUCUUGUUACUUCUGCUCUUCGAUUAGACGAAGCGACAAGACCAAACGUGGGUGGUAUGACGACUAACUUUGUUCUGAUGGGGAUUGAAUCUUCUUUGUCUACGAGUAUACACUUGGAUGAAGAAUCCAUUAAAAAAGCAAAGAGUUUAGCUGAGAAUGUUAACGAAACAUCACUCAGUAAAACUAAUAUCAUGGAUCAACUUCGACAAUUGAGAACAAAAUUCCACGUAUCAUCGUCUUACUAUCUAUGUAGAGCUUCUGGACCGAUCACCAAAUCGCACCAGUGCCAUCCGUACUCUGUUUUUACUCUUCACAAUUUUGAUCGUGGAAGAAAUCCUGCUGCAAAAAUCUUUGCUGAUAUUGGUGUUUCUGUCCUCAAGAACGGAGAUCAAGCUGUACUAAGUAAAGCUCUAGUAGACGAAUGCGCCUUGGCGACUGUUGGAAAAACAAACAGCCUUUUAAUUGAAAUUAGUGCCAUCUUCGUAAAUGGUGUGCAGCAAUUUCCAAUUCUGGGAAAUCGGAAUCUAAAUGACAAGCUUGAGAAACUGGCUGUUUGCUUACAUCCAUACAUCAACCACGCCAAUAUUUCGGUUGAAGCAGCCAUUUCAGAGUCAUUUGCCUAUUUUAAAAACUGA
Molecule: messenger RNA, 1515 nt
Organism: Umbelopsis ramanniana AG
Lineage: Eukaryota; Fungi; Mucoromycota; Umbelopsidomycetes; Umbelopsidales; Umbelopsidaceae
Exons: 2
Coding region: 1-1515 (504 amino acids)
Source: RefSeq, a predicted model, not a curated record